AUGCUGGAGAGCAAAACAUUUAUGCAGGUACUGUCGAGAGACAUCCUGGCACGACAAGGGAGUUACCUGGUGGCUUCCAGCGCCUGCACGCACCUACAGCCGCCCCUAAAGUCCCCCCAAAGUACCCAGCUGUACCGCCACCUCUGCCUUCCCGGGUACAAACAUCCCUCCAAAGUACUUGCCAAAAGGCGCGAGUCAAUUUUUAUCCGACGACCCCACGAUCAUUCGCGACCCGCAACAGCUCUUCCCUCUCCCGAAAACCAUCACAUCGCCAUCCGGCUCGCAGUCGCUGCAAUGGCUACCUCUACAAAGUUUAUGCGCGAGUACAAACUCGUCGUUGUUGGUGGCGGUGGCGUCGGUAAAUCAUGCCUCACCAUCCAAUUGAUUCAGAGCCACUUCGUCGACGAGUACGACCCUACCAUUGAAGAUUCCUAUCGCAAGCAGUGUGUUAUUGACGAUGAGGUCGCCCUUCUCGAUGUUCUCGAUACUGCUGGCCAAGAAGAGUAUAGUGCCAUGCGAGAGCAGUAUAUGCGCACAGGCGAAGGUUUUCUGCUCGUCUACUCCAUCACAUCCCGCCAGAGUUUUGAGGAAAUCACCACAUUCCAGCAACAAAUCUUGAGAGUCAAGGACAAGGACUACUUCCCCAUGGUUGUCGUUGGCAACAAGUGCGAUCUCGAGGGCGAGCGCGAGGUCUUCAGACAUGAGGGUGAGGCCCUGGCCAGAUCAUUCAACUGCAAGUUCAUCGAGACCUCCGCCAAGUCGAGAAUCAACGUCGACCAGGCCUUCUACGACAUUGUUCGUGAGAUUCGCCGCUUCAACCGCGAAAUGCAGGGCUACUCUACUGGCAGCGGAGGCGGGUCCGGCCUCAAUGGUCCUCCUAAGCAGAUGGAUAUGGACGACGGCGGACGCGAGGCCGGCUGCUGCUCCAAGUGCGUCAUCAUGUGA
Cordyceps militaris CM01 is the source of this 945-nucleotide messenger RNA. RefSeq names its product Ras-like protein. Gene Ontology annotation, molecular function: GTPase activity; GDP binding; GTP binding. The transcript is spliced from 6 exons. The record is from RefSeq and is a predicted model, not a curated record. Lineage: Eukaryota; Fungi; Ascomycota; Sordariomycetes; Hypocreales; Cordycipitaceae. Gene Ontology annotation, biological process: signal transduction. Gene Ontology annotation, cellular component: plasma membrane. Bases 1 to 945 code for a protein of 314 amino acids.